AUGGCCGACAGAAACAGCCGGGUCACUGUUAAGAGGAAAGAAAAGAAGGUAGAAAAUAAAACGAGUGAUGAGAAGGACAAAGAAAAGGGAAAAGAGAAGGAGAAGAGUGUGAAAAAGCCAGACAAAGUUGUGAAAAAGCCAGAGAAGACCGCCGAGCAGCCUGAAGAGAAGAAGAAGGAGGAAAGUGAAGGCGCAACAGGGGCAGAGGCAAAAAACGGUGAAGAAAAUGGAGAGUAUCAGCCCAUUGAACUGCCACCGUUUGAGAUUAUCACAGGGGAACAGAUGAGCCCGUUCUACUUCAAGUUUCAGUUCAGGAAUGUGGAGUACUCAUCAGGGAGGAACAAGACCCUGCUGUGUUUCAGAGUGGAUACACCAGGAGGCAGCACAGAGCCUCUAAAAGGUUAUAUGGAGGAUGAGCAUGCCACAGCUCAUGCGGAAGAAGCCUUCUUUCAACAAGUGCUCCCUGAUGCUUCCAAGGAGUAUGAAGUCACAUGGUAUGUAUCAUCCAGCCCCUGUGUAUCUUGUGCAGCUAAGUUGGCCACCAUCCUCCAGCAGCGCAAGAAGGUCCGUCUCUGCAUGUUCUGCUCUCGUCUCUUUGACUGGGAAGAGCCAGAGAUAGUAGAAGGGCUCCGUACUCUGGUGAACGCCGGCUGCAAGCUGAGGAUGAUGAAGCCGUCUGACUUCGUGCAUGUUUGGGAAACCUAUGUGGAGAAGGAGGAAGACACCUUUGCACCCUGGGAGGAUUGUAAGGAGAACUACGACUACUAUGUGGAAAAACUGGCUGAUAUCCUCAAGUAAACCUGUACAUGAUGGCCAUGAUCUCUCCACAGACUGAACCACAAAUUGACCUACUUUGUUAAAUCCACUGGUUGACCUUGUUUCUUGCUGUCACAUCUGAUGGUGGAGAUCAGUUUUAGUUUGAAUGAAAACUGAUAGCAACAUUUUGUAUUUUUUAUUUUGAUAAUUUCAUAGGGAAUCACAGAAUGCGUGAAUGGCAAUGAUUACAUUAUAUAAGCUAUGGAGAACUUACAUUUACUCACACCUGGGGUCAGAUGCAAAAAAAUCACCACGAACAGUGUGCGUGUACAAAGACAGAAAUACACAUUAUUUACCUUGGAUUAGUUAAUCCACAUUUAGGCAUGAUUAUAAAUCCUAGUAAUUGUUGAACUGGGUGCACAUACAUGAGCCUCAUAUCCACUUCCACAGAAAUUCCCAUUUGCAUAUCGAUGCUUGUGCCUGCUCUCAGUCAUUGAGCAUUAAUCAGUGAGAAGCAAAGAAAAAGUGCAAU
This is a messenger RNA of Centropristis striata (black sea bass), 1288 nucleotides long. RefSeq names its product apolipoprotein B mRNA editing enzyme, catalytic polypeptide-like 2b (gene apobec2b). Gene Ontology annotation, biological process: cytidine to uridine editing. Lineage: Eukaryota; Metazoa; Chordata; Actinopteri; Perciformes; Serranidae. The coding region runs from base 1 to 798 and encodes 265 amino acids. The transcript has 4 exons. Gene Ontology annotation, molecular function: cytidine deaminase activity; RNA binding. The record is from RefSeq and is a predicted model, not a curated record. Gene Ontology annotation, cellular component: nucleus; cytoplasm.